AUGGAUGGCUUAGAAUUUACGUCGGUGGCUGCACCGGGCGAGCCCGGUACUGGUGGCGGCAGCGCAACGGAUGAAGGAUAUGAGUACAGUCAAUAUAACGACACGAGCAGUAUCCCGUUACGUCCUUCGUCAAGCACUCAGAUGCUUCCACUCGGUAGAAGUUUUUCUAGCGCAUAUAUGCUUGUGUAUGUGCGUGACGAAAUAUCCGCGGCUGAUCAUUUACUCAACAGCAUUAAAACGGAAGUACCACCUAUCGAACCGGAGACUCGUACUUGGGAAAGCGAUCCGGUGUCGAUUCCGACCGAGCUGGUUACACGGUUCCACGAGGAGGAAAAAGCAGUAAGCCGGCGCAAGAAAGCUCAGCAGACAGAGCACUUGUACAUGAACCUACGUAUUGCUUCUGACACGAGCAUCGCCAAACUGAGACGAAUAACAAAGACUAUGGACUUUUCUGGAUUUAAUAACUCGAACACGUUGCGUAUCCGCAUUAAACGCACCGCAUCGAUCCGGCAGCUCUACCGUCGGGAUGAUGCAUCGCAUAAAGCCCCUGUUAGACUGUAUCUUCAGAUACUGAGUAGCGUGCCGAAAUCUCCCCCAUCGCCGUCGUCCCCGUCCAUCCAUGCUCUCGAAGUAGAAGAAUUGAGUAAGAUCGCAGCACCGGUUAUCCAUCGGCAUUUUUGGGAUGAAUUUACACCUCCAGAGAUUGAAAACAAAUCGUUUGGCACAGGUGAUACAACAGCUAGCCAGGGGACGGAGGAUGGUGAUGAGGAUGCGGCCAUUGCAUUUGCUCCGGCUGGUGAAAGCAUCGUAGUCGACCACGCGCCGGCGCUGCAGAGUUACGAAAUUGUGUUGUUCAUCAAGUUUUAUGACCCUAAGCGGAAACUUGGCGAGCGUUUGGAGUAUGUAGGUAACGUAGUAGUGGAUUCGCGGAUAACUGGUGCGGAGCUAGCGAAGUAUCUGCACGACGCACUAUCGCUUCCUAUUAUUGCGGAGUUACUGUUGUACGAGGGAGGUUCAAUCGACCUCUGUGUCUGA
This is a messenger RNA of Peronospora matthiolae, 1035 nucleotides long. Lineage: Eukaryota; Oomycota; Peronosporomycetes; Peronosporales; Peronosporaceae. The record is from the annotation of a GenBank genome assembly.